Messenger RNA from Stegastes partitus (bicolor damselfish), 847 nucleotides. It is a transcript of the gene mettl5, whose product is annotated as methyltransferase 5, N6-adenosine. The record is from RefSeq and is a predicted model, not a curated record. Gene Ontology annotation, molecular function: rRNA (adenine-N6-)-methyltransferase activity; nucleic acid binding. The transcript has 7 exons. The coding region runs from base 146 to 772 and encodes 208 amino acids. Gene Ontology annotation, biological process: rRNA methylation. Lineage: Eukaryota; Metazoa; Chordata; Actinopteri; Pomacentridae.
GGUUGCUGCACACAGCUUUGCGGAAGUCGUCUUCAGCCAUGCGCAGAAUUAUGGCUCAAAACAUUAUGCUUUGCCUGUGAUUUUAAGUAAAUAGUAUCGAAAUAGCGCAUCAGGGAGGUGCAGACAGGUUUGGGACGUCACAGCAAUGAAACUGAAAGAGUUAGAAAGCUGCUUACAGCAAGUGGACACGUUUGAAGAGCCCAAAAUCCUCCUGGAGCAGUAUCCUACCAGCCCUCACAUAGCAGCAUGUAUGCUUUACACCAUCCAGAGCACGUUUGAUGACAUCGAGGGGAAACUGGUGGCAGAUCUGGGAUGUGGUUGUGGAGUGCUGAGCAUCGGGGCUGCCAUGCUGGACGCAGGUUUGUGCGUCGGCUUCGACAUCGACGAUGACGCUCUGGACAUAUUCAGAAGAAACGCAGAUGAAUUUGAGAUUUCUAACAUCGACCUGGUCCAGUGUGACCUGUGCUGUCUGGAGGCAGAGGCUUAUGCCAACAAGUUUGACACUGUGAUUAUGAAUCCACCAUUUGGGACAAAACACAACCAAGGUAUGGACAUGAAGUUCCUCCGAGCUGCCUUAACAAUGGCACAGACAGCCGUGUACUCGCUUCAUAAAACAUCAACACGAGAGCACAUACAGAAGAAGGCUAAUGACUGGGGAGUAAAGAUGGAAGUCAUAGCAGAACUACGAUACGACUUGCCAGCGUCUUACAAGUUCCACAAAAAGAAAUCGGUUGACAUCCAGGUGGACUUCUUACGAUUCUCCACAACCUGAAGCUUUCACUGGAAUGGACUUAAGUUGCCUCUGUUUUUAUCACCGUUUGUAAUAAAUGUUUUUGUUAAACAGAAA